GUUAAUGAUCCUCUUGACCUCUCACUGCCAACAGUUAUACUGUACGUUCCCAAAUCAAAGAUUAAAACGAUCUAGUUCCUGCUUUGCCUUCCUUCUCGGAAGGUUUUGACGUGGCCCCUUUGCCGAAGAUCAAUGCCUACAACCACGGGCUAAUCAAACAUAGACCGUUGGGAACGGCAGUAGCCUUGAUCAUUGUUGUACUAUAGCUCGGAGUUCGGCUAAGCUUCAAAGCUUCAUGACUGCAUAGCAUGCACAUUGCAACUGAAUUCCAAUUUGAUGUAUGGACAGCCCGUGAAUGACUGAAUCCUCCUAGCCCUUUUAUUUCCGACAUGGCCUUCUCCAUGCCGCAACCAUCCCAGGAUUCUGUCAUUUUUGGCGCACAUAGUGCAGCUGCAGACGCCUUUGCGCCAAUUAAUUCGCAAACGCGAAGGCGUUAUCGAGGGUAAUCGUGAAGAUGGGCCGGUAGAAAGUCGGCCUUCUCAUGCUGGAUCCUAUGAAUGAUCAAGGCGCACUAGAAGAUUGACGAAUCAGCAGAUACAGAUAUAUGUAUUUCUGAUGAUUCCGCAGAACUGUCAGAAAGUGAAUUUUCUGGCUGGCUCCUAUCAUAUACGCAACCGCUCGUAGCGUCGGGACCUCCCCAUGGCAAGUAUAUAAGAGUACCCACUCCCCAUAUCAGCUGUGUUGGUUUGAGCCCAAGUUGAACCCCCGCCAGAUAUCCUUACCAGUUCAUUCCACAUACCCCGGAAAGUCAUCACCUAAAGGAUGAGUAUGGCGAAUCGAGACGGCUCUUUCGGGAUAAUGCCAUAUAGUAGAAACCAACCCCAGACACAACACAGGACCCGCCAUCGUAUCUAUCCCAGUCACACGCACGGACACCAAGAUGAAGAGCACCGAGGCAUUCUAUCCAACAUAAUCUAUACCUCUCCUUCUAGCUCACAAUCGUCCUCGGACAUGUCGGAAGCCCCUCGUGGUCAUGGAGCCCAGAUAACAGUUUUACCUGCUGGAUUCGUCCCUCAGCAGUAUUCUACAAUUGCUCAACCUCCUCCGUCGCCUGAUAAUUCAGGAUCAAGCGGUUCUGAAAGUGCGUCACCCGGUAAAGAGGAUGAAUGGGACCGGGUAGCGAAUAUGUUACAGAUGCAUGACCGUGCCAAGGCCAAGAAGGUGAACGGCGACAUAGAUUCGCUACUUAUUCUUACUGGUCUCUUUUCUGCGGUUGUUGCCGCUUUUGUGAUUGAUUCAUACAAAAGUUUGCAACCGGAUCCAGCAUCGCUUUCUGCGAAUCUCCUCGCACAGAUAGUACUUCAUCUGAAUGGUACUGAAGCCGUACAAGCGGCCGGAUGGUCUACCUCGAGCACAAGUACACAACCUUCGACCAACGAUAUUGUGGUCAACGUUCUGUGGUUUACCAGCUUAUCAUGCGCUCUUGUGACAGCAUCGCUGGGAAUAUUCAUCAAACAAUGGGUCCGCGACUACCUCGACUGGGACUGUUCCUCUUCUCAAGAGCGUAUUCGUGUUCGGCAUUUCCGUUAUGAGGGUCUGCUUCAGUGGAGGAUCUUUGGGAUUUGUGCAUUUCUUCCUGUCCUCCUCCAGCUUGCCAUCCUACUUUUCCUCGUCGGACUUGCUCUAUUCCUCCACCCUCUCAAUGCCGUUGUCGCCUGGGCAGUUUCAGUUGGGUUGAUCAUAUGGGUGAUCGUCCUGAUCGUCUUUGGGGUGGCACCAUUCCUAUCCGCAAAUUGCCCUUAUCGGAACUCUAUCUUCCAGUCAGCUGCGCAGGUCUUUAGACUGACGUUGGUGCGAGCAUGGUACGGAGCGGGUUGGCGGACGAAGCUAAAGUAUUCGAACAAGUACUACCGCUUUCCGGGAGACGAGCGAGGCAUACGACGAGAACCUGCACUGGGCGUCGAAGCCGUCAUUGGUGCAGACGCCUCACUGAAGGACGAUCUGAUUCUAGAGCAAACACUUGCGAAGUGUGCGAAGUCCUUUGGCGUGCAGGCAUCCCUCAAAUUCACUCGCCGAAUGUUGUCCCAUCGGCUUGAUCGCGAGGUGCAGUCCCUCGUCGAGCUUGAUCCCGAAGAUUAUAGUCAUAUGCCAACACAGGUUCUGGACGUGCUUUUCAACCUUUUAUGUGAUGUCCUCUACUACUGCGCCAAUUCCUGCGAAGGAAUGAACCUAAGCAGGGCGAAAGGUCGACAUGAUGCAGUAAUAGAGAUGGCUACGUGCUUCCACGCCAUCGCUGACUACGAAAAUAAGAAUUCACGAGGAAUCCCAUCGAUAUUCAGGGUCAAUGAACUUCUCACCUGGGAUCCUCUGCACUCCCUGUUUCUCGAUCCCCCGAGGUUUAAAGUAUCGACCACUGGCGGCGCAGAGGUUUUCAUGAAACUCCUACUUCUUCGAUCAGCAGAGCCAUUCCGCGCGAGCAGACAUAGUUCGGAACAUUCGCUGAAGAACCUCAUCAGAGCAGCCCGGUCUCUUGUGGACGGCCCCCAAGAUCAUGAUUUCCAUCCGUUCUCGAUAACACGUGCGGUGUUCGAGUAUAUGGAGCCUGUGUCUAACUCAGUAUUGCAAGCCUGUUUUUCUGAGCUUUCAACAUUGGUUCACUCUCUUUCGCGCUGGCUCCAAGCGAUCACCGCGUUGACGGUGGAUCAAGUACAUUUAGUCGACGACACUCGACGCGCGUUGGCUGCAGCCGAGAAGUUGAAUGAACACUUCCGAGGCCCUGGUCCAAGCAUUAUCAGUGCGGAGAUGAUGAAUAUUUUGAGCAGAAACUAUACUCCUGUGGACGAAGCCGUCAAAGAGUCAAACGCAAAGGCAGCAAUCAGUCCACCGUUCAAGGAGCGAAUUAGGGGCCUAUCCACUUCCCGCUGGGUCUAGUCAUUUCCUCAGGCACUCGAGGUGUCUCUGGUAUCGAGGCUGUUCGUUGCCUUCUCCGAAUGGACAACAGGUGUUUCUCUGGAAACUUUACUUCAGUUUCUCAUCACCUUCGGAUUCGCGCACUUGGUAAUGGAUCAUGGCGGGUCGGUGUCGAUUGCGGAGAGUAUACUGCAGCGUGUUUCAGGAAUUUCUGCAACUUUUCUGCUUUAGGCAGCAAUUUAAUGAUAAGACUUAGAUAGUAUCACUGCGUCUGGUUUCGAGACCUCAGUACGAUUACGACGACGAUCACGAAAGGAUUUUAGUCCCGGAGCGAUCAUAUGUGAUCGUACAUACAGUACUUGCCGGAUCAAACUUGCAUACUGAUGACCUGCCACUAGUUGCAUGACAGCGGGACGCUCAAAUAUCAAUAUGAGGAUGCGUCACGUCGACCUCUCAAAAGUCGCAGAAUUCGGUGCCAGAUUUCGUUAUGACAACCAUGGAGAAACAGGUUGACCCAAAUACCCACGUUGAGAGUGAACCAGGUCGGCAAG
Somion occarium is the source of this 3401-nucleotide messenger RNA. NCBI's taxonomy places the organism in Eukaryota, Fungi, Basidiomycota, Agaricomycetes, Polyporales, Cerrenaceae. The record is from the annotation of a GenBank genome assembly.